GGCACCAUGAAUAACUCAGGGAUAUCUACUGUGACACAGUUUGUCCUGCUGGGCUUUCCUGGUCCCUGGAAAAUGCAGAUCAUCCUUUUCUCAAUGAUUCUGCUAGUCUACAUCUUGACUCUGACUGGGAAUGUGGCCAUCAUUUGUGCAGUGAGGUGGGACCACCGACUCCAUACCCCUAUGUACAUGCUCUUGGCCAACUUCUCCUUCCUAGAGAUCUGGUAUGUGACCUGUACAGUCCCCAACAUGCUGGUCAAUUUUCUCUCCAAAACUAAAACCAUAUCCUUCUCUGGCUGCUUCACUCAGUUUUACUUCUUCUUUUCCCUGGGCACAACUGAAUGCUUCUUCCUCUGUGUCAUGGCAUAUGAUCGGUACCUGGCCAUCUGCCACCCACUGCACUAUCCCUCCAUCAUGACUGCCCAGCUAUGUGGCAUUUUGGUGUCUCUUUGUUGGCUCAUUGGUUUCCUUGGAUAUGUGAUUCCCAUUUUCUUUAUUUCUCAACUACCCUUCUGUGGUCCCAACAUCAUUGAUCACUUUCUGUGUGAUGUGGACCCACUGAUGGCAUUGUCCUGUGCCCCUACACCCAUCAUAGAGCAUAUUUUCCAUUCUAUGAGCUCUCUUGUCAUCAUUCUCACAUUUUUGUACAUCCUUGGGUCCUAUAUCCUGGUACUCAGAGCUGUGCUUCAGGUUCCUUCCUCAGCCGGACAGAGAAAGGCCUUCUCUACCUGUGGCUCACACUUGGUAGUGGUGUCUCUAUUCUACGGAACCAUAAUGGUGAUGUAUGUGAGUCCCCCAUCUGGCAACUCAGUUGUUAUGCAUAAGAUCAUCACACUGCUAUAUUCUAUGGUAACACCAGUCUUAAACCCCCUCAUAUAUAGCCUACGCAACAAGGACAUGAAAUAUGCCCUCUAUCAUGUCUUUUGUAGAAUAAGAAUUAUCCAGAGCUCAUGA
Lemur catta (Ring-tailed lemur) is the source of this 951-nucleotide messenger RNA. RefSeq names its product olfactory receptor 11H7. Gene Ontology annotation, biological process: G protein-coupled receptor signaling pathway. Gene Ontology annotation, molecular function: olfactory receptor activity; G protein-coupled receptor activity. The coding region runs from base 7 to 951 and encodes 314 amino acids. Lineage: Eukaryota; Metazoa; Chordata; Mammalia; Primates; Lemuridae. Gene Ontology annotation, cellular component: membrane. The record is from RefSeq and is a predicted model, not a curated record. The transcript has a single exon.